Messenger RNA from Ornithorhynchus anatinus (platypus), 1221 nucleotides. Its product is annotated as meiosis initiator protein-like. NCBI's taxonomy places the organism in Eukaryota, Metazoa, Chordata, Mammalia, Monotremata, Ornithorhynchidae. The transcript has 8 exons. The record is from RefSeq and is a predicted model, not a curated record. Bases 1 to 1221 code for a protein of 406 amino acids.
AUGGAGCCAGAAGUUCAAGGAACUGGGGGACCAGAGAUGGGGGCCCCGAAGACUUGCAGGGAGGAGAGCCAUCGAUCCAGGGGCGGCCAGAGGGGCGGGGGUUUGGGGAGCCUGAAGCCAGGACCCCCGAUCUAUGCCCACACACUGCUGUUUUCCUGGCAUGGAGGACUCGGCCAGCUGGGGCUGGGGGCUGGAGGCCAGUGCUCUCCCUUAGCCAGCCCGGAGCCCCAGAGGGCCACCGGGGGGUCUUGGCGUUGUUUGGCCCUGGGCCAGGGCCCCCGCCGGUCGGACGAUCCCUCCCGGGAGCUGGGCCCAGAGCGAGACCGUGAAGGAGAAGCCGCCGGAGCCGACACACCCACCGGGGGCCAGGAGCCCGGCCCGGCACCACACGGGACUGAAGAGGGGUCGUCCGAGGGCAGCGCAUCCAUCUCCACUGCAGAUGACUGUGCCCUAAGCACCGAUGGUGGGGUCGAAGAGCUGGAGGAUGAGGAAGAUCUCUCUCCCGUGGGACCCAAGUUGGUGGACUACGAUUCUGACUGGGAGGAGGAGGAGGACGAGGAUUCCAGCACAGGCCCGUGGCUCUCGGCCCUGACCCCCCCAAACAGUCCCCACGGCUUGGUGGUCCCUGGCUCUGAGCCCCCGCUGCUGCUGCUGCCCGCCCGGGACUGCUGUGCCACUGGCUGCAGUGCUCAGGACUUGGGCCUGAGCCCCUCGCUCUUCUCCUCGCCCAGUCACCUGCUGUCCGGCCAAACCCAGCCUGAGGGGAUCGAGAGCGUUUCCCAAGCCCUGUUUGAAGAUGUGUGCCUGAACCUCUCCACGGGCACCCUGUGGACGAAGGACCCUUGGACCUCGGUGAGUGACUUCUCGUCCUCCUCAGAGGAGGACGGGGACUGCGUCUGGAGACCCAUCGAGCGGGACCCCAAGCCAUCGCCCGCCAGGCCCCAGACCAAGAGGGCGGCGGAGCCGGGUCGGCGGCCGGUGGCCCCGAACCCUCCGUGUCCCUUCCUGUUGAAGAAGAAGUGUGUCAACGGAUUCAUCAUGUUCUGCCGCCUCAACCGCAAGCAGUACAUUCGCUCCAAGGCUCGAAGGUUCAGCCGCCUGCACAACCGCAUCGUGCGCAGCGAUAAUUCCAGCAGCGACGAGGAGCUGCCGCCCCAGAAGCCCUUCUACCUGCUCCUGGCUGAGAAAGCGCACUGCUUCCCUCCCCCCGGCACCCUGUGA